This is a messenger RNA of Electrophorus electricus (electric eel), 3243 nucleotides long. It is a transcript of the gene smarcd2, whose product is annotated as SWI/SNF related BAF chromatin remodeling complex subunit D2. The record is from RefSeq and is a predicted model, not a curated record. NCBI's taxonomy places the organism in Eukaryota, Metazoa, Chordata, Actinopteri, Gymnotiformes, Gymnotidae.
GCUCCGCUAUCUUUAGACGUCGGUGGAACUCUUUAAAAUGUUCUCGCGAGCCAGCCGUUAGGGCGGGUCGGGUGGCGGUUUGACACGCUCACCGAUCACUUAAUGCAAUAACAACAACGUCGCGAGCUAACCUAGCGGACUGGGUUUGGUAUUUUUGGGGCUAAACACCAGAGAACUUUGUUGUGAAAUUCACGCGCGGAAGACCGAAAGUUAGCGCGAGCCGAGUUAGAUGGAAGUAACUCGCUCUCGCGCCGCAAUCGCGUUCUUUCUGGAAACACUUCGCGCGCUUCCCCGUCACGCGGCACGCCGUUAAGAUGGCCUCUCGAGCGGGCUUCCCCGUUAACUCCGGGACCCCCGUGAACCCCAUGAGCUCGAGCCACCCGGGAGGGAUGAGGAUGCCGCAGAGCUCGGGUUUCCGAGCGGUGCCCAGCGCGGCUAGCCCGUAUCCGCGGUCUGUUAUGCCACCGAGCCGAACUGUGCCCAUGGGCAGCCUGGGGUCGCUGGGCGCCCCUCUGCCAGGGCCGUCUUACAGUGGCACCAUGCCCGUGCGUCCCGGGAUGCCCCAGACCCCGCUGGACCCUGUGAGGAAGAGACUCCUCCAGCAGCAACAGCAGCAGCAGCAACAGCAAUCUUCGGGACUGAUGGGUCCCCGAAGAGGGGUCAAAAGGCGCAAGAUGGCUGACAAAGUCCUCCCACAGAGGAUUCGAGACCUGGUGCCCGAGUCUCAGGCGUACAUGGACCUCCUAGCCUUUGAGAGGAAGCUGGACCAGACCAUCGCACGCAAGCGUAUGGAGAUCCAGGAGGCCAUCAAGAAGCCCAUUACACAAAAGCGCAAGUUGCGGGUGUAUAUCUCCAACACCUGCACGCCGGGCAAACUGGAGGGGGAGGAGUCUGAGAAAGUGGCAUCGUGGGAGCUCCGAGUGGAAGGCAAACUCCUGGAGGAUCCUGGGAAACAGAAGAGAAAGUUUUCAUCCUUCUUCAAAAGUUUAGUCAUCGAGCUGGACAAGGAGCUGUAUGGGCCAGACAACCAUCUAGUGGAGUGGCACAGGAUGCCCACCACACAGGAGACGGAUGGCUUUCAGGUUAAGAGGCCCGGAGAUGUCAACGUAAAAUGCACUCUCCUCCUCAUGCUGGACCACCAGCCUCCCCAGUACAAGCUGGACCCACGGUUGGCACGUCUCCUGGGUGUACACACCCAGACCAGGGCCAGCAUCAUGCAGGCUCUGUGGCUCUACAUCAAGACCAACAAGCUCCAGGAUUGCCACGAGAAGGAGUUCAUCAACUGCAACCGCUACUUCCGGCAGAUCUUUGCCUGUCCCAGAAUGAGGUUCUCUGAGAUCCCCAUGAAGCUGGCUGGGCUCCUGCAACACCCCGAUCCCAUAGUCAUCAACCACGUCAUCAGCGUGGACCCCAACGACCAAAAGAAGACAGCCUGUUUCGACAUUGAUGUAGAGGUGGACGACCCGCUCAAGAGCCAGAUGGCCAGCUUCCUGUCCUCUACCACCAACCAGCAGGAGAUCGCCGCUCUGGAGAUGAAAAUCCACGAGACCAUCGAGUCCAUAAACCAGCUGAAGACGCAGAGGGACUUCAUGCUGAGCUUCAGUAACAACCCCCAGGACUUCAUCCAGGACUGGCUGAAGUCACAGAGCAGAGACCUGAAGCUGAUGACCGACACGGCCGGGAACCCGGAGGAGGAGCGGAGGAGUGCCUUCUUCCAGUCAUCGUGGACGCAGGAGGCCGUGAGCCGCUACGUAUUCGCCAAGGUCCAGCAGCGUAGACAGGAGCUGGAGCAGGUGCUGGGGAUUCGGCUGACCUGAAGCCCAUGGCCCUUGGGGUUAGAGCACACCUGGGCUCGGGGCCAAAGACCUGCCAUACCCUACGGAUGGGACGGGCAACAGGUGCUCACUCCAGUCCUGCUAACUCCAGCAGCAGAGAAGGCUUCGGCGCAGGAGGGCUUCUUCAAACGGUGUCACCAGAUGACUCUACUGGAACCAGCAUGAUUAUGCAUCUUGUUUUUGCUUUUGUUUUUUGUUUGUUUUUCCCUGCCUUAUUCUUGUUUUUCAUACGUAGCUUCAUUGUAAUUUUCAGCAGGUCCAAACCAGAGCCAUCGCUUUCUAAGGAGAGGGCUGGCUGAGUUCCGGUCUGGAGCUUUUUGGGGGUGGGGGGUUUGUGUGACGUGUUUUCUGGUCCCUUUAGGAGGCGUCAGGUAUCAACUCUAAUGGGCUGUUUAAAACUGUUGGAACUGUUGGAGUUGGCCGGAGUUUUCACUGCCUCCUGAGAAUUUUCUUGGACCACACGUGUCGUGUUUUUGAAAGCUCUUCUAAUUUUAUCAGAUCCAUCAAGCCAUAAAUGGCUUUUGUUCCCAUUUGUAUUUUUUCACCUGCAAAAGGAAAACCAAAUCUCAGCUUUUGUAUUACGAUUAUAGGACACAGACGUAGAAUGACUUAGCAUAGGUACGACCCUUCUGGCGAAUUAUAUGUAUCGAAUAUAGAACGCAACAUGGAUACAGGUAUCUGUGUCCGUUGAUCUCUGAGAAAGAUGCCGCCGACAUGCGUUUCAGAGCCACAGUUUGGCCAGUCCAGUGUACGCUCGACUGCCUAGUUGCUCGGAGCGCAGUCUCCUGGAUUCCCGGUGUGUUUACAGGCUCUUUUGCGUCGUUAGGGUAUUUUACUGUGGCAGUUGUCACCGUAGCUGCGACUACAGAGGCUUUCUACUAGUUUUGGUAAUAAGUGAGUAGGAUUCUAAGCCAUUUCAAAAUUAAUGUUGAGGAAUGUCUUCACACUUUAAUUUUCAAAUUAAAGCCAUUUUUUGUGUGUUUACAGGCAGAAAUGUGUGAAUGAAUGAUUGGUGUGCAAUUUCACUUCAUACAUUCCAAAUACCAGAUAAGCCAUUGCUCUUUUAACAGAUUGGCAGAGAUUGGCUCAAGGGGUAAGAGAGUUGAUUUUAAUAGAUGACCCAGGCACUUAAGUCAUUAUUAAAAUGUUUGUUUUACAAGUACUUUCAAAUCUCAAUCUGAGUAGAAUGAAUAUAUAUUUUUUUGUCUUUAUACAUGUUUAUGUAAAGAGAAAGUGACAGUGACAUUCUUGAAGUCUGCUGUGACAUUUUAUAACCAGUUGAGUGGAUUUAAAUGGUUUAAAAGGAAAAUGCAUGUAUCCUAGCUUUUGUUUUCAAGCAAAUGCUUUUUAUACUUUUUUUUACUGGGCAUUCUAUUGAUAUUUUGUACAAUAAAAUUGUCUGCCAGCA